This is a messenger RNA of Wasmannia auropunctata (little fire ant), 904 nucleotides long. RefSeq names its product N(G),N(G)-dimethylarginine dimethylaminohydrolase 1. Gene Ontology annotation, biological process: positive regulation of nitric oxide biosynthetic process; arginine metabolic process. Lineage: Eukaryota; Metazoa; Arthropoda; Insecta; Hymenoptera; Formicidae. Bases 84 to 893 code for a protein of 269 amino acids. The record is from RefSeq and is a predicted model, not a curated record. Gene Ontology annotation, molecular function: amino acid binding; dimethylargininase activity. The transcript is spliced from 5 exons.
GUGUGUGUGGGUGUGUUGUGCUGUGCUUUGCCUCUGCUCGUCGUCUCCUCGUCGGCGCGGAGUGAAACGCAGACUCCUCGGGCAUGCCGCUGCACCGGUACACGCACGCGAUCCUCUGCCGGAUCCCGCUGUCGCUGCGCACGCGGGGCGAGGUGACGCUGGACGAGGCCAGGACGCAGCACCUGGCCCUGGCGCAGCUCCUGCGCGAGCUCGACAUCGACGUCGUCGAGAUGCCGCCCGACGAGAACUCGCCGCUCUGCGUAUUCGUCGAGGACAUCGCCGUCGUCUGCAACGGCAUCGCCCUGAUCGCCCACCCGAGCGAGCCGUCCCGCCUCAAGGAGCUCGAUACCAUCAGAGCUGUAUUGAAGAAAGAACUGGAGAUACCGCUCAUAGAAAUAAGUGACAAGAACGCCCGCUUGGACGGUGGAGACGUGCUUUUCACCGGUAGAGAAUUCUUUGUCGGACUGUCUCAUUUUACAAAUGAAGCAGGGGCACGGGCGGUUGCUGCAGCAUUCCCAGAAUAUCCAUGCGUACCCAUCAAGGUGGCUGAAUCCAAACGCUUGAAAUCGCUGGUUACAAUGGCUGGACCAGAUGUUAUAUGUGUAGGAGCAGGAAAAGAAUCUCAAGAAGUUCUCAAGAGAAUCGAACGGGAGGCAACGUACAGUUACCAAACGCUGACCGUGCCCGAGGACGUGGCCGCCAAUGUGCUCUACGUGAACGGCACGCUCAUCCAUCGGUCGGAGGACGAGAUCCCGCAGUCGAGUAAGGUGUUCGCCGAGAAGGUGGAGUUCCCGACUAGAUCGCUGCGCCUGUCCGAAUUGGCGAAAGUUAGCUCCGGUCUGUCCUCCUGUUGCUUGUUGGUGCGCAGACCGCGGCACAUCCGUAGCAUUUAAACGCGUGAAAG